AUGAAGCGGGAUGUUGUGUGGCUGCUUGUGCUGCCAAUCAGGCAGCGCAAGCUCCCCUACACCCGACGCGCGCGCUACAAGCUGCUCUGCGACACCUUCAACUUUGGCCGGAUGCCCUUCGACGAGCAGUUCUGCAUAGCGACCCUCCGCUCCUUCCCGUACAACGAGGAGUUGGUCCAGCUCGAGUGGCCAGAUUGUGCAUCCAACCCCGUCGCCUGCGGUGGCUCGGGCCAGCUACAGCCGUACCACUCGGGCGAGUGGAUCGUCACAAUCGUCGAUCAGAGAACAGUGACCGAAGCCGAUGGCCACAGGGUGGCACGCGUUUGCAUCAUGCUCGAGCGGCACUCCAACCUGCUGUCCCUCUCGAUCACCAUCGUCAUCCUCCUCGUCAUCGCCGCCUAUUGUGGCUUCUUCAUUCCCGUCUCCGCCGCCCCGGCGCGCGUGGCCAUCGGCUUCCUCUCCUUCCUGAUGGCGCUACGAAAGCUUGGUGUGCUUGCUCUCUCGGGCGUGUUGAACCAGCUCUUCUGGGCAAUGGGCCAGAUGCCGCCGCUGCUCGAUCCUUCCGAAAAUUACCGCGUUUGGAUGAUCGACUUCCUGUGGGGUUCUAUGUUCUUCAACUGGCUCACCCUCAUCGAGUACGGUCUCGUGCAUUUUGGCCUCGAGUGCGAACGGCGCCUCGCCGCGGGUGCGAACGCGCCGCCCGCCGGCGAGCACGAUGCCGCGCUGGUAGCACAGGACAAG
Emiliania huxleyi CCMP1516 is the source of this 741-nucleotide messenger RNA. RefSeq lists its product as hypothetical. The transcript has 5 exons. Lineage: Eukaryota; Haptophyta; Isochrysidales; Noelaerhabdaceae. Gene Ontology annotation, molecular function: extracellular ligand-gated monoatomic ion channel activity. The annotation marks the transcript as partial. Gene Ontology annotation, biological process: monoatomic ion transport. Gene Ontology annotation, cellular component: membrane. The record is from RefSeq and is a predicted model, not a curated record.